Branchiostoma belcheri (Belcher's lancelet) is the source of this 2960-nucleotide messenger RNA. Its product is annotated as monocarboxylate transporter 10-like. Gene Ontology annotation, molecular function: monocarboxylic acid transmembrane transporter activity. The transcript is spliced from 7 exons. Gene Ontology annotation, biological process: transmembrane transport. NCBI's taxonomy places the organism in Eukaryota, Metazoa, Chordata, Leptocardii, Amphioxiformes, Branchiostomatidae. The record is from RefSeq and is a predicted model, not a curated record. Bases 310 to 1776 code for a protein of 488 amino acids.
GGGGCCGCUGCCAGCUGAUCACUCGCCUCACUUUCCGACGGAAAGCCCGGGUCGCUGUUGCCUCUCCCCAGGACGCUGUGGCCAACGGCCGGCGGACCGAAGGAUGCAGAGAAACUCCAGCUCCCGUAAAAACAUCUACCACUAGCAGCGCCUCUCAACAGUCACCGCAACCUGAUGCAAGAAAUUCCAACAAGAACCACCGUCACCACUCCUUACAACUUCAUCCUUGUUUCCGCGCGCUUUCUGUAGAGUCUUCUCUCAUCUCCUUCGUUUGAAAGUACAAGAAGCCGCCCCCCUCCCCCCUCCAAGAUGGCAGAGAAGAAGAAGUUGGAUCAUCACCAGCAGGUCCCGGAUGGAGGGUACGGCUGGCUGGUGUGUUUCAUGGCGUUCAUCUCCCAAGGCGUUCUGUUCGGCAUCCAGAACUGUUUCGCCAUCACCUACUCCGCACUCACCGACAACUUUCCUGACGCUAACGCUUUCACCAUAGCAUGGAUCGGGUCUCUGAACUGGGGAAUGUUCUACAUGGCCAGUCCUUUCGCCGGUAUCUUCGUGGACAAGAUCGGCUGCCGCAAAACCGCCUUCCUCGGCGGCAUCAUCUGCUGUGUCGGCAUGAUCUCAGGGUCCUUCGUCCCCCGCAUAGAGUACCUGUACCUCACCUACGGUCUCAUCGUAGGUACCGGGAUCGGUCUAGCCUACGUCCCCUCCCUCAUCAUUCUAGGACACUACUUCAGAAGACACUUGGGCGUCACGAGCGGGAUAGUCACCAUGGGAAGUAGCGUCUUCACAGCGCUACUCCCCUUCGGUUUAAAACCCGCCCUGCUACAUCUGGGUCUACCCAACACGUUCAGGAUCAUGGGGGGACUGUUCUUCCUGGUGUGUCUGUGCGCUCUCAGCUACCGGCAGGUCCUGCACAGAGACGCCAACCACAACACCACGGACCAGUGCAAUAAGACCAGCGCCAUGCUGAAGGAGGAGGAGGCGGAGGGAGAGCAGCAGAAUCCGCCCAAGAGGAACAAGGUGCACGCCAUCCUGACCAAGAUCGUCAACGUCCGCAUCUGGAAGAACAAGACGUACGUCAUGUGGUGUGGAGGUGUCUUCGUGGCGCUUCUCACGUACUUCGUACCGAUGGUCUUUUUGGUGAAGCACAGCGAGCAGAUUUUCCCCAAGGCGGACGCUCACAUCCUGGUCACGUGCCUGGGAGCAGCCUCGGGAGUCGGUCGGCUCGUCUUCGGCAAGAUUUCGGACCUCCCGAGUAUCGGCAGGAUACGUCUGCAGCAGGUCGGACUCUUCCUGAUGGGUGUAUCAUCACUUCUGGUUCCCCUGUGUUCGGUGUUCCCUGCUCUCAUCGUCAUGGCGGUCUGCCUAGGACUGUUUGACGGAGCCCUCAUGGCCACCCUCGGGCCAGCCUCCAUCGACCUGGUGGGCCCCAGGGACGCGUCCCAGGCCCUCGGCUUCACCCUAGGUCUCGCCUGUCUGCCUCUCAUGGCAGGAAUGCCCAUUGCCGGCCAGAUCUAUGACAUGACCCUGUCCUACAAUGGUGCGUACUACUUCGGAGGUGUCCCCCUGAUCCUGAGCGCCGUCAUCAUGCACUUCGUGGCCAGGCGACAGAACGCAGAGGCUGCGGCUGAGUUGGCGAUCGAAGCUGAUGAGGAGGACGGGAAAUUCCUGACCCCCAAGCGGCAUCUCCCGAAGCUGAACUCGGCUCUGUCCAACAGCCUGGUGUGGCUGCCACAAGACGACAGGAUGGAAGUCGUCGACGUUGUGUCCGUGGUGUGAUGUCGUCACGUCACGAUGUCGUCACGUCACGUCACGUCAGUCUGUGUCGUCAGUGUCCCUCCAACAUGGCCGUUCCCAUCCUGCAUCGCGCGAACACCAUUGCACCGCAAUGCAGCAUGGGAAGCAGGUCGCCCCUGUUUUCAUCUGUUUGGUUUCUAAUCGUUACAUAUCUUGACACUAUUUUAGAUGGCCAUAUAUAAUAUAUUACACAUUUCACAAGGUUCUGUAGAAAUGUUGGAUUGUAAUAGUAUAUAGUGACUCGUUCAAAUUGUAUCAAAGUUUCAUUUUAACCUGUUUGUUAAACAUAUCCAACACAAAGUUAUAUGCUAAUGAAUGCGAUGUCAUUCCAUCUGUCAAAGGUCUGUGACCUCUUUCUUGAAGGAAAGUCUGAUGUAAGCAUGAGAUUUCUAUAUUUUUGGAACGUUUCACUUGUGUUCCAAUUGAUUUUGCCUGUCGGAACAAAUUGUUAAGUUUUCGGACCUGGAAUCGCUAGAACACAUUUGUUUUAAAAUGAUUUUUGAUGAAAAAUUGACACCUUUAAAUACUAAAAAAUGAAAUAAAAUGUGCACAUUCAAACGAAACCUCCUGAUUAUGACGCCAGGACUGUACAGGUCCUCGUGGUCCAGAUUCUGUGACACGAGAAGAUUAUUGGACAGGUGGAAUUCACUCACUUGUGAAGUUUAAAUCGUUUUAUGAUGUUACCAUUGUACUAGUGGUAGUCACAUUGCUAGACCUGUUUGAAUAGCCUCUAACAGGCUUCAGAAGCGGCUAGAAAGUAGCCAGCUGCAGGUAUCCAGUCUAUCGUGGUUGGGAUAGGUCUUCGAUCGGGGCUCUAAUGUUUUCCCCCGUCCAGUUCAACAGAACGCCCGGUAGGAGUGUUCUGUCUGUAAGAGUUUUGCACGCACGAAGUGAUACUCGUCCUGCAAAAUCUACCGGGGAACCUUGCUGAGUCGGGCGGGGAAGAGCUUCUGCAGCCCCGAAGAGAACAUGCCCCAACCACGAUAGACCGGAUACUAGGUUACUGGAAAUAGUAGACACUGGUAAAAUUGCACUCCUUUAGCGGACAAACGUCUCUGUUACGGUAUCUGUCUGUUUAGCUAAUUUCUAGCCUUACCUGUAACCAGUCACUUCUGAAGCCUGGUAGAGGCUUCUGUUUGAAAACCUAUUGACCAAAACUACAGUAA